Messenger RNA from Cucurbita pepo subsp. pepo (vegetable marrow), 1821 nucleotides. RefSeq lists its product as uncharacterized. The record is from RefSeq and is a predicted model, not a curated record. Lineage: Eukaryota; Viridiplantae; Streptophyta; Magnoliopsida; Cucurbitales; Cucurbitaceae.
GACGGGCCGAAGGGUGAGUUUUGUAUUUGUUGAAAAGGAGGGACGAAGAAGAAGAAGAAGAAGAAGAAGCUCUCUGUAGUUCUUGUGGCGCUCCAUCAAAUCUCUUCCUUUUUUCAUUUAUUCUCUCCUUAUUGGUCCGCAAUCGGGACUAAGUUUAGUGUUCUCAAUUCGAGUCUGAAAUGCUGAGGAUCUUUCAUUUCUAGACAAGCUCGCAGGAGGAACAAUUUCGUUCCUUGCUUCAAUUUUUCUCCGUCUUCUGGAAUUGAUCUGUCUGAAUGGAAAGUCAAGAGGCGUGAUUGUUCUUCUUCUUUUUUUUUUUCGCGAAUACGUUCGGGAGUUUUUUAGUUGUAGAAAUUCGAAGUGGAUUUGAUUUCGGAGCGAAUUUCGCUUCCUUAUUUGGCCAAUCGGGUUCGUUUCAUUUGUAAUCACCUGAAGGCGGUCUUGUAGUUUACAGAGGCUUGCGAAUUUAUGCAUUUUAAACGGAUUUAAGCGUUUAUUGAAGAAAAUCCGAACUGUUGUAAAGAUUGGAGACUGGAUAUUGCCGAUGGGAACACGCUUUUUCUUCGACAGUCGAAGAAGACAACUCUGAGAGAUGGAACUCCGUCGUUGCAAUUUGGUUUCUGAUUCGCAUUUUCGCAAAGUCUCAAGAGUACAAGAAGCAAGCAUCGUCUAGUUUUUUGCUGCGUUUGGAAUUUCUUUGAAUCACAGUUAUUUAAGAGCCUGAUGGAAAGGGAUCCACUGAGAAGCAAUAAUAGCUACGGCACCGCCAAUAACAAAGUGGACACAUCGGGGAGAAGCGGCGGAGGAGGAGCCGAAGCGUCGUUGCUAUUGAGGUCCAGUUGCGAUGCCACAAAACAGACUGCACCAUCGUACUUCGUUUUGCAGUGGGGAAACCGGAAGCGGCUUAGAUGCAUGAAGGUCCAAGGCAGCAGAGAUAAAACCGACCCCGCCGCUCCGGCUCACCGGACCACCGCCCGGGUCGACCGUCGAGUCGUAAGAGCCGACAAAGACUCCCCGAACCGGACCAGCAUCACCCAUUCUCCUGCCAAUCACAGUAACAUCAGCAAUGGGUAUUUGAAUCUCCGGCAAAGAGCCUCAUCGCCUCAGCUCCCCCCUCCUCCUCACCAGCGAAUUCUCAGGAACUCAGAGACGGCGGGGGCGAUGAGAGGAAACGGCAACGCCGGUGUUAGGGGAAUUGCCUCACCGGACAGGGUGGCGCACGAUAGACGAGGAAGCAACAACAACCACCACCAUCAUCACUCCAACAACAACAACAACAACAACAACAGCCAUCACCACAAUGACAAUAACAACAAAUCAGCUGCCACAUCGGACACGGCGCACGAUAGUAAAAAGGGCGGGUCUUCAUCCGGUGGCAGUGGUGAGGCAGCCGUGCCCCAAGUGUGGCCGCCAAAAUUCGCUAUUGCUCUGACGAACAAAGAGAAAGAGGAGGAUUUCUUGGCCAUCAAGGGCUCCAAGUUGCCCCAGAGACCCAAGAAACGAGCCAAGGUUAUCCAACGCACCGUCAACCUGGUGAGUCCGGGGUCUUGGCUAUCUGAUCUGACUCUCGAGCGGUAUGAAGUUCGGGAGAAGAAGAUUUCUAAGAAGAGGCCGAGAGGAUUGAAGGCAAUGGGUAACAUGGAGUCGGAUUCAGAGUGAAAUGAGUGAGUAUCCUUUGGAGAUGCCAUUAAUGUACAAACUCUAUGGAUUCCCUUUUUAAAAAUGGUUAUUAGCCAGAUUGAAAGGGCAGAGCAGAGAAAGUAGGCAAUUCUUUUUUGUUCCUUUCCUCUCUUAUUUUAUUCAUUCAUUCAUCCUUCUUGA